AUGGCUACUUCCACCCAGGACCCCAGCAGUAGUCUGUCCAGCCAUGUUUCAGGCACCACAGCCAGGCCCCAAGAGGGUGACUCCACCUCUAAUACCACCAUCAACACCUCAAGCCGACCUACCACACCAGCCCAAUCGACCCUGUCACAGGUCACACAAGAGCCAAGAACAGUAGACAGCAAUACUACACCUAAACCAUCUAACACAGUAGACAGCAGUACUACACCUAAACCAUCUAACACAGUAGACAGCAAUAAUACACCUAAACCAUCUAUCACAGUAGACAGCAAUACCACACCUUCACCAUCUAACACAGUAGACAGCAGUACUACACCUAAACCAUCUAACACAGUAGACAGCAAUAAUACACCUAAACCAUCUAUCACAGUAGACAGCAAUACUACACCUAAACCAUCUAACACAGUAGACAGCAGUACUACACCUAAACCAUCUAACACAGUAGACAGCAAUAAUACACCUAAACCAUCUAUCACAGUAGACAACAAUACUACACCUUCACCAUCUAACACAGUAGACAGCAAUUCUAGUAGUACUACACCACCAUCAAACACAGUGGACCUCAAUAUUACACCUUCACCAUCUAACACAGUAGACAGCAAUUCUAGUAGUACUACACCUUCACCAUCUAACACAGUAGACAUCAAUAUUACACCUUCACCAUCUAACACAGUAGACAGCAAUACUACACCUUCACCAUCUAACACAGUAGACAGCAAUACUACACCUUCACCAUCUAACACAGUAGACAUCAAUAUUACACCUUCACCAUCUAACACAGUAGACAGCAAUAUUACACCUUCACCAUCUAACACAGUAGACAGCAAUAUUACACCUUCACCAUCUAACACAGUAGAGAGCAAUUCUAGUAGUACUACACCACCAUCAAACACAGUGGACCUCAAUACUACACCUUCACCAUCUAGCACAGUAGACAGCAGUACUACACCUUCACCAGAAGAUGGCAGCACACUAGAAGUCACAACAUCCACUCCUGUUGAACUUGGAUCAACAUGGACUCUUCAAGCCACACAUACCGUCCCUGCUGUGUGUAACCUAGUACAGAGCAUUACCAGUCAUUCUGAUGACACAACUGGUAACACAACACCACCGGUCACAACAACCUUAAUCCAGAAUACGGUCUCCAAGGAAACAACUGAGACAGACCAUAAGAACAUCAUAACCUCUCACAAAGAUACCCAAACUCUGAUCGCCCAUUUGAGGGUCUCUAUAGUUUCGGCUGGGGACAUAAGUAAGGAGGAGAUCAUUGAGGCGUUGCAUCAUUUUGCAGCGCAGGUCCAAGCCUUUCUACAGAGAGAGUACUGUAACAACUGCACACUGCGCAUCAGAAACGUCAGAGGAAUAUGAGACCAACAUUUAAUCCAAAACAUGUCUCUACACUAACCCAAAGAAUCUUAGGAGAUUCCUGGAACUAACCCUCUUCAUAUAACCCUAAAAUAGUCUGGACCCCACAGAAAAACCUACAUCUGAAAAUCAACAAUGCUAGUUUAAGCUUUUCAGUCAUUUUGAUUUUGGUUCAGUCUUUUUCAGAAGAAUUAAAUCUAUGGCCUAUUAAUUGUAGCCUAUAUUUAUAUUUAACCUUAUUUAGGAAUGUUGGUCAGUUUAGCAUAUGGACAUAUUGUAUUAUAGGUUUAUAAUGCUGUUCAGUCAUUUGUCACAAGGAGGCAGUAUAACUGAUUCAUUAUCCAACAGAAGCACAGUAAAAGAGGCUUUCCAACACUGCCAAAAAUGCACUUUCAUAAGUGACUUUCCAAAAAUGUGUUUUUACCCAUUUUUGUCACAAUAAUAUUUUCCAUCUAAAAACACCCAAAAACCUGUAAUACAACAGCUAUUUCCAAUUUCUAUACUAGACAUUGUUUUAAAACAAAUAGGUAAAGAUGCAUCUAAGGGGCACUAUACACCUGUUGGCUGCAAAACAAAAGUUAUUUUGGAAAAUCUGCGCAACAAUUGGAUUGUCAAUAUAUAUCCUGUAUAUACUGUGUGUGUGUAUGUAUAUUCGAUUUUUAAGUAAUUAAUUUGCAUUUCACUAAUCACCUUAAUAAUGUUUACAUACAACUUGAGUGAACUAUCCCAUGAACACAUGAUGGGGGUCUUUAAAAAGUAAUCACCUAAUAGCAGGAACAGCACCAUCUAGUGGUCAGAACUUGGUAACAUUAGGAUGUGGGAUGGGACAUAAAUCCAACUUCAAUGACUAAUUUCUCUGAACAGGGGAAAAAAACAUUACCAAAUUCACUGAGAAAACAUUACACAGGAUGAAGAGACAAUACUCUGAGCUGCAGCUCCAUACUACUUGUCAAACAUAGAAAACUGAUACUCAUUGUUUGGGUGGAAUUGGCUUGGGGGAUUCCGUGGGGGGCUUUUGACAAUUUCUUUGGAUUCCUCCUGUCUAACUCAUUGUUAGAGAAAAGUUUGGCCCAAAUCAGAUGUUACAUAUUAUAUUUAUUCAAUAUUAUAUGAAUCCUGUAAAUUAAAAUGGCUAAUUUGGGUGCAGUCAAUUAGUUUAUUUUCUCAGAGAUUAAAUUAUAUUUCAACAAAAUAAUGUUGUCGCAAUGCUAAUCUUAUCUGUUUCUAACAACAGAAACUAUUUUAGAAAAAAUCUGAGAUGUUGGGUGUUGAAAUCAUCUUUCUUGUGCUUUUUCAGGUGAAACGGCCCCUGUAUGAUUUGGCACCUCAAAUGCAAUCACUCUUUAUGUCUUUAUUGAUCUUUAUUUCAUAUGCACAUAUUAAUUGCUGUAUAACGAUAGCAAACUGUGACAUAAUUGUCUAACCCAAACAAACCUCAUCAUAUUGUUGAAUAA
This is a messenger RNA of Oncorhynchus gorbuscha (pink salmon), 2837 nucleotides long. Its product is annotated as flocculation protein FLO11-like. The record is from RefSeq and is a predicted model, not a curated record. NCBI's taxonomy places the organism in Eukaryota, Metazoa, Chordata, Actinopteri, Salmoniformes, Salmonidae. The transcript has 5 exons. Bases 1 to 1386 code for a protein of 461 amino acids.